Molecule: messenger RNA, 2241 nt
Organism: Tribolium castaneum (red flour beetle)
Lineage: Eukaryota; Metazoa; Arthropoda; Insecta; Coleoptera; Tenebrionidae
Exons: 6
Coding region: 451-2058 (535 amino acids)
Molecular function (GO): protein binding
Source: RefSeq, a predicted model, not a curated record
AUUUUUAAUUAAUUUCUAUGAUUAAAAAUUUCAAAAAAUGAGUUCUCGGUUAUUUUGAAUUUUGAUUUAAAUUGUGAAAGAGUUGCCAACACAGCGAGCAGAAGUUUUAGAAAAAAACCCUAGUACAAACUACAACAGUUUUUCCUUUAAAUAAAGUGAAAAAACGUUCGUUGUUUUGUGGAAAAUAGUCAAACCAAGUCAAACAGUAUUGUUUUUGGGUUAAGAAGUAAAGGUAUUCACUUUAACUCGGACGUUUUUAUCUUUGCUGUGUAAACCUCAACUACUACUAAGUUAAAACAAGAGCAUAGAAUAACAGAGUAAAUAGGUCUGGAGUUCCUUUUAGCUAAAAGCCCUGUUAAAAGUGUUAAAAUAGGACCAUUUCAAUCAUAGGGCCGUUCCAGUAAAAAUUCGUAACCCGCAUAGGCACGGAAAAAUCUGUCGUUUGGCAAAAUGGAUUCUUUGUCACUUGAGUUGCUUGAGUUUAUUCUAAGUAGCCCUGUUCUAAGUGACAGGGACGUACUUAAUUUUUCCUCAACAUGUCACCAUUUCCGUAAUAUUGUUCUAACCAGUGAAGUGAUAUGGAGACGAAGAUUUUACAGGAAAUUGCCAAGCUUUUCCGAUAAUUCCUGGUGUCCUGACUCGUAUUAUGAAGAACUUAAAUAUUUUUACUCAUUGAAACCUAGGGUGCUUGAUAUGUUAGAAUCGGCCUUUGUUGAUUUUUUCUCAGAGAGCAUUUGUCCUAAGGUGAACUUAAGCGACUGGGAAAUGCUUUAUAAUGAAAAGGCACCAAAUUAUUUUUACUUACGUAGACAUCUCCUCGACAUUAAUAAUACAAAAGAAGCGAUAAAUAGUAUCCUAAUUGUGCCUUUCAAUACUCCAGGUCAUUUAACGUUGCAAUUUUUCGCACGAUUCAGUUUGAGCUUCUUGAAUGAAAUAUAUCUGAAAAAUACUUGGCCCAAAUUCAUCCGUGCUCCACCUAAGCAACAAAUUUUUGAGAAACUUGCUAUUCUUGUCGCACAGUGGUUUCACCUUGACACUGAAACAGUCGAGCUUUAUGUUACAAAAGGACUUGACAAUUUUGCAAAUUUGGUAAAAAUGAGACUGAAGGCUACGCACCCCAAACAUCCAAUUUUCGCCACCCAAGAAAUCAAGUGGAAAAAAGAAAAGUUGGACAAACACCAAUGGGAGCCUGAAGAUUGCCAAGUGAUCAUUUCCACAAUCCGUGAUGUUCUCUACUCGGAUCUGGGGUUCCAAGAAUGUGAUCAUGAGUGGGAGUUUAUUACUAGAAUUUUAGAAAGUCGCAAAUGCCUCCCGACGAAUUUGGCGGUGAUUUACGAAAGUGUGGCUAGGCGUUUGGGGGUCCUGGUCGAUGUGGUCUGCGAUUUCAGUCGUCACAAGUAUUGUUUUCUUCAACUUCAAUUAAAUGAAACGAUUUAUUACAUUAAUCCUGGCAAUGGGUGUUUUAUGCGCGGAGUGACUUCUUCAAAGAGAGUUACCAGCGGCGUAAUAGUUCAACAAAUGAUUGACAAUUUGCAACAUAAAUUCCUGGAUGUAAAUGACAGAGACAAAAACGAACUGAUUCGGUCGUUGUGUCGCCUUAAUGAUAUCAUUAACAACGUCUAUAUCUCGUCACCACUGAGACUACUCUACCAUCAAAUUCGCAAAUGUGGAAAUAACAAUAAACGGCCCAUUGCUCUAAAGUAUGCCGUGGGUAUGGUAGUGGUUCUUAACAAUGCUAUAAGCUGGAGUACAGGCACGCCUAUUAGUGGGAAAGGUGUGAUUUUUGAUUGGAAUAGAUCGGAGUAUGAGGAGGAUUAUCUGUAUGGGGUCAUUUGUGAUAAUGGAGAAGCACUAAGCCUUAUGGAUUAUAAAGAUGCAUUAACUCCGACCGCUGAUCCGGGUAACUUACAAUCGAUAGAACAAGUUGCUCUAUACUUUUCACACUUUUUCGUUAACCACUUCGUUCCAAAUUUAGAAGUGGAGAAACUUUUUCCUUAUGAUGGGGAAGUGAGACAAAAGUUCUACCACCAACUGCAGGCCCGUGAUGGAAGAGUUUAGAAGAAAUAUUAUUUUUCCAUACAAAUUUAGUUUAUGCGCUUGUUUUUGAAAUAUGUACUUUUUUACUAUCAAAGUUAUGUGUUAGAUAGGAAUAAAAUUUAAGUUCUUGUUGUCGGAAGCUUCUUUGAGUUAAUUUUGAGUUUUCUACUCGUAUUAAAAAUACUUUGGCAAUAAAUUAAAAAA